Aedes albopictus (Asian tiger mosquito) is the source of this 2805-nucleotide messenger RNA. Its product is annotated as thyroid receptor-interacting protein 11. The transcript has 3 exons. Gene Ontology annotation, biological process: endoplasmic reticulum to Golgi vesicle-mediated transport; Golgi organization. The annotation marks the transcript as partial. Gene Ontology annotation, molecular function: small GTPase binding. The record is from RefSeq and is a predicted model, not a curated record. Gene Ontology annotation, cellular component: Golgi apparatus. NCBI's taxonomy places the organism in Eukaryota, Metazoa, Arthropoda, Insecta, Diptera, Culicidae.
GUCGAUCACCAUCAUGGUGGCCCCAGCACGUCAACUUCAGCAGCCCCUUCGGCACAACCGCCCACAACGUCCGCCCUCGAGGACAGCUGGUUCUGGGACCCGGAGCAGAACGUGUCAUCCACUUCGUCCUCCUCGAAAAAGGACGACGAAAAUGAUUCGCCACGAUCCGGAACGGAUCUGACCACGAUCCCAUUGGAAGCGCCAGCGUCCGAAAGCGAAAUCAUUGAACGGCUGCACCGCCAACUGAACGACAUCCGGCAUCAGCUGAAGAAGCAACAGCUGGAGAAUGCCCUCCUGAGCGAGAAGCUCACGCAGGUUAGUAACGAAAACCGAGAGUUAAACGAGAACAUCGAGGAACUGGACCGACAGCACGAACUGGUAGUGGAAAACCUGCUGACCGCCAAGAAGGGACUGCUGGAAAAAUGCAACCGACUAGAGGAGGAUCUGCGGGUGAUGCAUGGCGAAGCCGCUGUGACGAGGGAGCUGGACGAGCUCAAAGUCAGAUACGGCAAGCUGGAACAGAGUUAUGUAGGGUCCUGUCAGGAAAACGUGAGGUUAAAGGCCGAGUUGGAGAAGGUUGUCGUUGAAAACGUAGAAAUAGUAGCAGGUUUAGAAAGGAAACUCGAUGAUUUGCAGAAGAUGUUUGAUCAAUCAGAGGACAGGCUUCGAACGAAGACAGCAGAAGCCAACAAGACGGUCACGGAAACGAUAGAACUGGAACAGUUCCUGGCCGCGCUCAAAGAUGACAACGAGUACAUCAAAACGGAACUUGAGGAAACGCUGACUCGAUGUGGGCAGCUCGAAUCGGAGAACCUUGCCAUGAAAUCCGAGCUGAACGAACUCAAACAGAAAGCCGAUGAAGAAGUAUUCGUUGCAGUGCCACCGAAGGAAGACCAAGCCGAGAUCGACGAGUUGCGUCGAACACUGGAUCAGCUACGAUCAGAAUCGGAACGAUGGAAAACCGAUUGCGAUCGGCUACAGGAGGACAACCUGGCACUGCAAAAAGCCGAGAAAGACCUUCAAGCAAAGCUAGACGAGCAGGAGAAACUGCUGGAACGAUCGGAGCAACAGGCCCUUCAGGAAGCGCAGCUUCAACAGUUGCGCCAAGAGGUUAACGAACUUCAGAACGAACUCAAGAGCGUCAUCAUCGACAACUCGGUUCAGCUGGACGCCAAAGAAAAGGAAUGGCAAGACAAGCUGAACUUCCUGAAGGCGGAGAACACUCGCAUCCAGCACGGCAAGGACACACUGGAGGCGGAUCUGCUGGAGUACGAGAAGGAAUGCUCCAGCCUGAUGAAGAACAACGACGUGCUGAUAGCGGAGAUCGACAACCUGAAGUGCAAGAAGCUGGAAACGAUCAACGAGAACGCCGAGGAUAGCAUUGUGAUCCUGGAGAAGCAGCUGGAGGAUUGCAGCCGGCUGAACAAAAGCCUGGACGACGAGUACCGGGAGAUGAACAAGAAGCUGGAGGAGGUUCUCGAGGAACGGGAAGAACUUGAAAUGAAGGUGGAGAGCUUGCAGAAAACGUUGGAUGAAAAAAGCAAGUCGAUCAAGGACCUUCAGCUGGCGGUGGAAACGCUGGAAAGCGAGAAGAGCAGUCUACUGUUUGAGAUUAAUGAGACGAAAUCGAGGGAAGCCACACCGGAAGAGUCCGGUGAACUCGAAAAGUACAAAUCGCAGACGGAGAGUCUGCAAACGCAGCUGACCACCAUCAACGAGGACCACGCCGGGCUGGUGCUGAAGUUGCAGCAACUUCAGCAGAAGUCGGUGGAGAAUGUGAAGACGUUCGAAGGUAAGAUAGGCGACUUGAGCAAGAGUCUGGAGGCGAAGGAAUCUGUGAUUGUUAACCUGCGGGAAGAGUUGGAAAGGCGGAGCGAAGAGGUGCAGGCGAUGAGGAUUGAUGGUGAAAAUGCGAUGCAACAGGAGCUGGAAGUGUUGAAGGAACGACUGGAGGCCGAAUCGACCAAGUCUACGGCCUUGGCCGUGGAGAAAGAUGAGCUGGAACAGCAGUUGACGCAGAAACUGGAGGAGUUGAAUGAGACCCACCGUGCCAAGCAAGCCGAGCUGAAUCAAACGGUCGAGACGCUAACCCAGCAGAAGGACAAUCUGGUUCAGCUGAUCACCGCCAAGCACAACGAGAAUGUCCAGUACCAUGCGGAAAUUCAACGGCUAAGUCAACUUCUGCAGGUAGAACUUGCAGCGCGGAACGAAGUCAAGCCUCCAACGGAAUGUCCCGAAUGCCCGCAGUUGCGUGAAAAGCUCGCUGCUCUCGAGUCGCAAACGAAAAAACUGGAAGACUACGAAAAGAUGACCGAUCAGAUCCAGUUUCUGCGGGAAAAAUCCGAAAUCCUCACCAACAACCUGCUGAUCGAGCAGAACAAUCAGAAGGUGGUGCAACAGGAGAAGCAGGAGGCGAUCGAGCAGAAGAACAGCCUGGCCAAGGAUCUGGACCGACUGCGGCAGCACCUGCUGGAAACGGAGGAAGCGCACACCCAGGAAACGGUGGAACUGCAACAACGGUACGAGGAAACCCAGCGGAAACUGCAAGCCCUCGAGGAUGACGUGAAGAAGUCCACCAACGCACUAACGUCAGCCAGCAUUCGGGCGAAUCAGCAUGCCGAAACGCUGCAGGCGCAGUAUCACCUGUUGCAGCAGCAACGGGACGAGCUGGUGGCGAAGCUGAAUGCGGCCGACGACAGGGACCACAAGAAUCAGGCCUCGCUGACGAAUCUGCAGUGCGCGCUGGAGCAGUUCCAAAUCAGUGAGUAUAUUCUCGGAUCGUUUACGUAACUUGUUGUGCCUUUC